GUUGAGAAUCUCAACUUGAGAUCAAUAAAUAUAUUAAUGUAUUUUAUUUUUAAUCAAUCUACGCAAUAUUUCAUCAUUUUAAGCAGCGCACUAUUAAUUCCAUUUAUGUCAACUAAAAAUUUAAAAAAAAACAACUACGAAUACUAUAUCGAGUUCGAGUAUUAGACGCCUAAACCUAGAUAGAAUAAUAAGAAUAUAGAAAUUUUAGAAAUAAUCGAGAAGAGCAUUGAGCUUGAACAUAAUAUACGAAACGAAUAUACGAUAACGGCAAGUUUCAAAAUAUUCCAACUGGAUUUACUCAAAAUUUGAAGAUAUUUUUUAACAUGAGCAAUAUAAAGAAUGGUUUAUCAUCACCAACGUCUUCGAAAUGUCCAGCCUCAGCUCUUUCACUUCGUCCAAUUACCAGCAAAGGAUACUAUUAUCCUCCGUCGUUUGCACAGGGGUCGACAAUUAAGCACUUUAGAAGGCCACAAUCACAAUUGCCGUCCUUGUCCUCUAUUACUAGCAUAAGACCGUCGUUGAAGAUGCAAUCCCGACAAAAUUCGAUAUUUCCGAAGAUUUAUACACCACUUUCGACAACAACCUCCUCCAAGAAAUGGGUUCGUACAGCCGCACCAUUGCCAAUUAGAGCAGGAACGCCUAUCAUUGACUCCAAAGUUUGCUCCUCUACAAAUGUCGACCCCGUCAUUAGAAUCCCAGACAUGUCGCAUUUUGGAAUGGAGGGGUCCACUUCUGGUCCUUUAAAACCGAUUGUCCGUCUCAACAGCAAUCAGGCUCAUCGCAUGGAAGUUAAGUUCAAAAAAGCUACAAAUUCUCCUUGGUUCAGGUCAAAGUCGUCUGCAGUUGCCCGUUUCCAUAAAAAUGGUAGCAUGACAAGGAAACGUCCGUCAAAACAGAAUUUUAGUGUGAGAAAGUACUCGCUGAGAAGGAUACGAAAGUCAUCAAUCUCAUCAAAUUCACCAAGAUCUAGACGAUUAUCUGCUGCAAUUCCAUUAUUAAUUGGAGGAGGGGAGGGUUCAUAUUUCAAGUCUAAAGAAUUUAUAAAAGAUAAAAAGAAAUGUAGCAGCACGCCCAGUCGAAAUACGAGUUUCUCGAUUCAGAGUGGCAGCCCCAGGAAGCUAUCUCAAAGUGUUCGUCGUGCCACGAGGGUGAUUCAAAGGUCGAAAAAGCUACUCAAUAAAUCUAAAAGGAAAAAGAAUACGUUUUGCAUAUUUUUCAACAAGUUUGGAACAUGCAGAAGAGGAACGGAAUGUUCCUUCAUUCACGAUCUCCGACAAGUUCUAAUUUGUUCAAGGUUCCUGGGUACAGGAUCUUGUACAAAAGUCGGAUGUUCAUUAUCUCACAAUGUGAUGGUUGGAAAAAUCCCCACUUGUCAGUUUUUCAAUGAUGGAGUUUGUGUGAAGGAAAAUUGUUCAUUUCGACACAUUCAAUCUAGUGGCAAACGUGUUUCCCCGAUAAAAAAGAAGCGUAUUUCCCCCACCAUUCCAAUGAAAAAUAUGUCGACGGUUCCAGCAGAGUUGUCAAAUUUGAGGUGCAAACCCUACCAUAAACGAGAGGAGAAGAAAGCCAUCAUCGAGGAUGCAAUCGACCCUGCUAUUUCGUCACGAUAUUUUGAUAACUCUCCGGCUUCGCAACCAAUCAUCUCCAUUAUUCCCAGGAGACCCAGAAAGGAAUUAAACGACAAGGAUGCGUUGUACUUUCUUGCUUCUUCUUCGGACUCGGAUGCUGAGAAUAUGGAUGAUGAUAAAAUGCAAUGUGAUACGGCAAAAGGAAUUAUGUCUAAUGGCAGUGAUAGCGAAUUUAGAAAGUGUAAACUUAGUAAGAUUGGUGAACAUGUCAAUGAUAAAUUAUUUGCCAGUGCUGUACAAGGAAAUGGUAACAUUUCAACACGUAUAGGUGCCUAUAAUGUUAAUACUGGUGUUGCAGGUUGUACCACUAGUAGUGGUGAUAAUCGGAGACAAAAACUUCUGGAGAGAAUCACCAAGUUCAAAGAGAAGCCAACUACUAGUCACAGUGCUGAUACGGGCAAUAUACCCUCGGCUAAACCUAAUAUUAUGAUGCCGACAUUUUUUAAAUUUAGCUAAAUCAUAUUUAUUUAUUUAUUAUGUAAAGAUGCAAUUUUUUAAUAAAGCCGAGCGGCACCCAAUUUUAUCCUUAAAGAAA
This is a messenger RNA of Folsomia candida, 2163 nucleotides long. RefSeq lists its product as uncharacterized. Lineage: Eukaryota; Metazoa; Arthropoda; Collembola; Entomobryomorpha; Isotomidae. Gene Ontology annotation, cellular component: nucleus. Gene Ontology annotation, molecular function: metal ion binding. The transcript is spliced from 6 exons. Bases 324 to 2084 code for a protein of 586 amino acids. The record is from RefSeq and is a predicted model, not a curated record.